ACAUUGUACUUCUGAAUCUGUUUGCAGAGCCUCAUGGACACACACACAAGCAUGCACAAAAUCAUUCGGGUUAAGAUGCAGGCACAUGUGUGUAACAGAAAUGUUCUUGGCAUGAUCGUGGUUCAUUAACUUCAUACUCUUGGUCUUAUGGUCUAUUGGUGGACUUUGGACUUGAAGGGAAUGGGAGGCUGGACCAGAAAAGGCAACUCUUUGACGAGAGGGAGCAGAAGAAUGGGAUAGAAGAAGCAAAAGGCAAAGCAGCACUUCACGUUGAGGAGAUGGACUGAGGCAAGACAGAGAGGACAAAAUAGUGGAUGGACAUGGGCAGAGAGCGACUUACCUGGGGAUUGCUGCUGCGUGUGGGGAUUCUGCUCACGGCUGUGUGUGUGUGCAUUCAUGUUUACCUGGAGAGGGGUCAGUGGGGAACACCUGCACCCCUGGCAUUGGGACAUCCUACCCAUUCUAGUCAGGACUGGGUCCAACAAAGCAGGACCAAACAAGUCUCUGCAGAAGCAGAGGAGCUGGGCAGAAGCAUUAAAAGGAGAAUCUCCUAUGUUCGAACACUAAAAAAGGACAGCCCAGCUAGGAAGAGGGAUGCAGACAGAAAAGACCCCUCAACCCCAUGCUGCCCACCCCCCCGUCCACACAGAAAGCAGACUCCUCGGUGGCAUAUAGACUUGGAGCCCUGGGCCAGUGAAAGUCAUUCUCUGGAGGAUGAAGCUAAAAGGUUCCUCAACUACAUCACAACACCACAAGUGUCGUGUGCAUCGCUGGCCAUUGAGGAAGAUGCUCAAGAGAGGACCAAGGGUGAUUGGGCUGCGUGUCUGGACCCCAAGUACAGCCUGACUCACAGAAUACAAAGCAAACACUGCAGGGUUUACUCUUUUGGGUUGGGUGUGGAUGAUCGGUCUCUGGAGCAUACUCUCACAAGAGCGGGAUGUGAGGUCCACCUCUUUGAUCCCAGUCUGAAGCAGCCUCACUCACAGCAGGCUGAAAUGUGGCUCCAUCGGCUCUCUGUAGACUGGAGGGAUCCCAACCCGGCCAUUGUCGUCCAGCGUCAGUACGUCAGCACCAAGAAACUGGCCAGCAUCCUUAAUGACUUUGGACAUAGACAGGUGGAUGUACUGAAGGCGGAUAUGGAGAGCGCAGAGUGGAAGAUUUUGGAGAAUUUGGUCCUGGAAGGGGUUCUGGACUCAGUGGGUCAACUGCUGUUGGAGCUUCACCUGCACUGGGCGGGCUUUGAGGUGGGCGGCGAUGACCCGUCCGUGGUGCGGUACUGGUUCAGCCUGCUCAAGGAGCUUGAACACGCCAGCUUCCGCCUCUUCCACGUCCACAGCGACCCAGCCAAACCUCGCCUCUUUCUGCACAAGAACGUCCUCAACGCCAGCAGUGCUUACACCCUGAGCUGGGUGAACACGGAGUGGAAGCCUUGAGGGAGGCAAGACUGAAAAAAAAAAGAACUGCUACCUUAGCUGAAACAGCCUCUGAAUAGAAGUUUGUGUAACAUGGAUUUUUAAGUCCGAGCACAGUCUUCCCAUACAGUUGGCUCUUAUCUGGUCUGACCUUCAUGUGAAGCUAUAACCCCUGCUCUUACUUAUCCUCCUGCUCUUCCUCUCCUGGUGUGUAAUAACCUCAGCUGUGUAGAGGAGCAGAGUAAUUGCCUCCAGAGGCUCUCUGGGUUCUACCCUCAUAGUGGCUGUGUUAUUGGCUGCAGGUCAGCCUCUGAGUCAGUCACCCAUGUCAUCAUGGUCCUAUCUGAGCUCGGCCCACAGCCAGAUAUUACAGGACCUUUUUCAUAUUACAAUAGUGUGCACAGGUCCAGGGACCACAGCUCAAUUUAACAUGAUUUAAAGGAUUUAGAUGCAUGAUAUUAAUAAAAAAUUCAGCACCUUUUUUAUGUGAAUGUCCAGUCAUUGAAUAAGAUAUAAUGAGUAAUUGAAACAAUUAAUUCCUCAGCGUGUGCUAUAUAGUCAAAUACUCACAGAUAGCAGUAGAACUUGUUUCUGUAUAACAAUAAAGCUAAUGCUAGCUGAGCAUGUGAUGUAGUAUAAAAUUCAGCAAAAGAAACAAACGGUUACCGACAUCCAACUUCCUACUCUCAUUAUUUAGUUGGUUUCAAUUGAGGCUUAACAUUCACACUUUCAUAUUGUUUCAUAUCAUUGGACCGUAUUUACCAUCAACACUGUUUGGACAUACACAAUAUGUGCUGAAUUUUCCUUUUAAAAGGGGGAAGGCAGAUGAGAGAUCCUGCCUCACUGCCAGUAAGUGAAUAUUUGCAGGAGGCCAUCAAAGCUGCUUACACAUAAAGACAAAAAGAACAAGCAGAGGAAUGUGGAUAAUAAAGGUGAAGAGAUGAGAUCGGCUCCGGAGGCGGAAGAAGAUGUGGGUGAACAGACGCUUCCCUGCAGUUGAACCCCGAUAUGACACUCUAUAGAACACAAAACGCGUCAAUUAUGUGAAGCACGUCGACAGUGAUGUCUCCAGAUUUGUUCUCCGUUUGUUGGAAAUUUGAAUGGGGAUGCGUGGGCGAGUGUGUGAGGAAAAAGAAUUUAAAGAAAAAAAAGAAAAGCUGAACUCCAAUUGUUUGGGGGUUUUUUUUGCAUAUUGCAGGUUUGUGGGUUAGAAUAGAAAACAACAAUUGAGAUCCACA
Molecule: messenger RNA, 2650 nt
Organism: Micropterus salmoides (largemouth bass)
Lineage: Eukaryota; Metazoa; Chordata; Actinopteri; Centrarchiformes; Centrarchidae
Gene: mettl24
Product: methyltransferase like 24
Exons: 5
Coding region: 315-1433 (372 amino acids)
Source: RefSeq, a predicted model, not a curated record